This is a messenger RNA of Cebus imitator (Panamanian white-faced capuchin), 4858 nucleotides long. It is a transcript of the gene APAF1, whose product is annotated as apoptotic peptidase activating factor 1. Gene Ontology annotation, biological process: apoptotic signaling pathway; regulation of apoptotic process. Gene Ontology annotation, molecular function: protein binding; ADP binding. Bases 150 to 3896 code for a protein of 1248 amino acids. The record is from RefSeq and is a predicted model, not a curated record. The transcript has 27 exons. NCBI's taxonomy places the organism in Eukaryota, Metazoa, Chordata, Mammalia, Primates, Cebidae. Gene Ontology annotation, cellular component: apoptosome.
UCCCGGACGAAAACCCUUUUUGCUGUUUCCCCUACAUCGCCCUGGAGUCUCCUAGUCUUGUCCCCGCAGUGCCACCCUUCCCAGUAAGUCCUAGGCGCUAAGGCUUGGCUCAUGGUUCACAGCUCAAAGAGAAAAAGAUUUGAGGGAGGAUGGAUGCAAAAGCUCGAAAUUGUUUGCUUCAACAUAGAGAAGCUCUGGAAAAGGACAUCAAGACAUCCUACAUCAUGGAUCACAUGAUUAGUGAUGGAUUUUUAACAAUAUUAGAAGAGGAAAAAGUAAGAAAUGAGCCCACUCAACAGCAAAGAGCAGCUAUGCUAAUUAAAAUGAUACUUAAAAAAGAUAAUGGUUCCUACAUAUCAUUCUACAAUGCUCUACUACAUGAAGGAUAUAAAGAUCUUGCUGCCCUUCUCCAUGAUGGCAUUCCUGUUGUCUCUUCUUCCAGUGGUAAAGAUUCAGUUAGUGGAAUAACUUCAUAUGUAAGGACAGUCCUAUGUGAAGGUGGAGUACCACAAAGGCCAGUUGUUUUUGUUGCAAGGAAGAAACUGGUGAAUGCAAUUCAGCAGAAGCUCUCGAAAUUGAAUGGUGAACCAGGAUGGGUCACCAUAUAUGGAAUGGCAGGCUGUGGGAAGUCUGUAUUAGCUGCAGAAGCUGUUAGAGAUCAUUCCCUCUUAAAACGUUGUUUCCCAGGGGGAGUGCAUUGGGUUUCAGUUGGGAAACAGGACAAAUCUGGGCUUCUGAUGAAACUACAGAAUCUUUGCACACGAUUGGAUCAGGAUGAGAGUUUUUCCCAGAGGCUUCCACUUAAUAUUGAAGAGGCUAAAGACCGUCUCCGCAUUCUGUUGCUUCGCAAACACCCAAGCUCUCUGUUGAUUUUGGAUGAUAUUUGGGACCCUUGGGUGUUGAAAGCUUUUGACAAUCAGUGUCAGAUUCUUCUUACAACCAGAGACAAGAGUGUUACAGAUUCAGUAAUGGGCCCUAAUUAUGUAGUCCCUGUGGAGAGUAGCUUAGGAAAAGAAAAAGGACUUGAAAUUUUAUCCCUUUUUGUUAAUAUGAAGAAAGCAGAUUUGCCAGAACAAGCUCAUAGUAUUAUAAAAGAAUGUAAAGGCUCUCCCCUUGUAGUAUCUUUAAUUGGUGCACUUUUACGUGAUUUUCCCAAUCGCUGGGAGUACUACCUCAGACAACUUCAGAAUAAACAGUUUAAGAGAAUAAGGAAAUCUUCAUCUUAUGAUUAUGAGGCUCUAGAUGAAGCCAUGUCUAUAAGUGUUGAAAUGCUCAGAGAAGACAUCAAAAAUUAUUACACAGAUCUUUCCAUCCUUCCGAAGGAUGUUAAGGUGCCUACAAAGGUGUUAUGCAUUCUCUGGGACAUGGAAACUGAAGAAGUUGAAGACAUACUGCAGGAGUUUGUAAAUAAAUCUCUUUUAUUCUGUGAUCGGAAUGGAAAGUCGUUUCGUUAUUAUUUACAUGAUCUUCAAGUAGAUUUUCUUACAGAGAAGAAUUGCAGCCAGCUUCAGGAUCUACAUAAGAAGAUAAUCACUCAGUUUCAGAGAUAUUACCAGCUGCCAAGUCUUUUACCAGAUCAGGAAGACUGUAUGUAUUGGUAUAACUUUCUGGCCUACCACAUGGCCAGUGCCAAGAUGCACAAGGAACUUUGUGCUUUAAUGUUUUCCCUGGACUGGAUUAAAGCAAAAACAGAACUUGUAGGCCCUGCUCAUCUGAUUCAUGAAUUUGUGGAAUACAGACAUAUACUAGAUGAAAAGGAUUGUGCAGUCAGUGAGAAUUUUCAGGAGUUUUUAUCUUUAAAUGGACACCUCCUUGGACGACAGCCAUUUCCUAAUAUUGUACAACUGGGUCUCUGUGAGCCAGAAACUUCAGAAGUUUAUCAGCAAGCUAAGCUGCAGGCCAAGCAGGAGGUCGAUAAUGGAACGCUUUACCUGGAAUGGACAAACAAAAAAACCAUCAUGAAUCUUUCCCGCUUAGUUGUCCGCCCCCACACAGAUGCUGUUUACCAUGCUUGCUUUUCUGAGGAUGGUCAGAGAAUAGCUUCUUGUGGAGCCGAUAAAACCUUACAGGUGUUCAAAGCUGAGACGGGAGAGAAACUUCUAGAAAUCAAGGCUCAUGAAGAUGAAGUGCUUUGUUGUGCAUUCUCUACAGAUGACAGAUUUAUAGCAACCUGCUCAGUGGAUAAAAAAGUGAAGAUUUGGAAUUCUAUGACCGGGGAACUAGUACAUAACUAUGAUGAGCACUCAGAGCAAGUCAAUUGCUGCCAUUUCACCAACAGUAGUCAUCAUUUUCUCUUAGCCACUGGGUCAAGUGACUGCGUCCUCAAACUCUGGGAUUUGAAUCAAAAACCAUGUCGAAAUACCCUGUUUGGCCAUAUAAAUUCAGUCAAUCACUGCAGAUUUUCACCAGAUGAUAAGCUUUUGGCUAGUUGCUCAGCCGAUGGAACCUUAAAGCUUUGGGAUGUGACAUCAGCAAACGAGAGGAAAAGUAUUAAUGUGAAACAGUUCUUCCUAAAUUCAGAGGACCCUCAAGAGGAUAUGGAAGUGAUAGUGAAGUGUUGUUCAUGGUCUGCUGAUGGUGCAAGGAUAAUGGUGGCAGCGAAAAAUAAAAUCUUCCUUUUUGACAUUCAUACCAAUGACCUAUUGGGAGAAAUCCACAUGGGCCAUCACAGCACCAUCCAGUACUGUGACUUCUCCCCACAAAACCAUUUGGCAGUGGUGGCUUUGUCCCAGUACUGUGUAGAGUUGUGGAAUAUAGACUCAUGUUCAAAGGUGGCUGACUGCAGAGGACAUUUAAGUUGGGUUCAUGGUGUGAUGUUUUCUCCUGAUGGAUCAUCAUUUUUGACAUCUUCUGAUGACCAGACAAUCAGGCUCUGGGAGACAAAGAAAGUAUGUAAGAACUCUGCUAUAAUGUUAAAGCAAGAAGUAGAUGUUGUGUUUCAAGAAAAUGAAGUGAUGGUCCUUGCAGUUGACCAUAUAAAACGUCUGCAACUCAUUAAUGGAAAAACAGGUCAGAUUGAUUACCUGACUGAAGCUCAAGUUAGCUGCUGUUGCUUAAGUCCACAUCUUCAGUACAUUGCAUUUGGAGACGAAAAUGGAGCCAUUGAGAUUUUAGAACCUGUAAACAAUAGAAUCUUCCAGUCCAGGAUUCGGCACAAGAAAACUGUACGGCACAUCCAGUUCACAGCUGAUGAGAAAACUCUUAUUUCAAGUUCUGAUGAUUCUGCAAUUCAGGUAUGGAAUUGGCAAUUGGAGGAAUAUGAUGUUCUACAAGCCCAUCAGGAAACAGUGAAAGACUUCAGACUCUUGAAAAAUUCAAGACUGCUUUCUUGGUCAUUUGAUGGAACAGUGAAGGUAUGGAAUAUUAUUACUGGAAAAGUAGAAAAAGACUUUGUCUGUCACCAGGGUACAGUACUUUCUUGUGACAUUUCUCAUGAUGCUACCAAGUUUUCAUCUACCUCUGCUGACAAGACUGCAAAGAUCUGGAGUUUUGAUCUCCUUUCGCCACUUCAUGAAUUGAGGGGCCAUAAUGGUUGUGUGCGCUGCUCUGCCUUCUCUGUGGACAGUACCCUGCUGGCAACGGGAGAUGACAAUGGAGAAAUCAGGAUAUGGAAUGUCUCAAACGGUGAGCUGCUUCAUUUGUGUGCUCCACUUUCAGAAGAAGGAGCUGCUACCCAUGGAGGCUGGGUGACUGACCUUUGCUUUUCUCCAGAUGGCAAAAUGCUUAUCUCUGCUGGAGGAUAUCUUAAGUGGUGGAACGUUGUCACUGGGCAAUCCUUACAGACCUUCUACACAAAUGGAACCAAUCUUAAGAAAAUACACGUGUCCCCUGACUUCAAAACAUAUGUGACUGUGGAUAAUCUUGGUAUUUUAUAUAUUUUACAGACUUUAGAAUAAAAUAGUUAAGCAUUAAUGUAAGUUGAACUUCUUAAAAAUUUGAAUUGGAAAAAAAUUCUAAUGAAACUCUGAUAACAACUUUUUAUAAAGCUCUGAAUUGUUGUGCAGUAUUGCAUUCAUUACAAAAGUGUUUGUGGUUGGAUGAAUAACAUUAAUGUAGCUUCUUCCCAAAUGAACAUACCUUUAAUCUUGUUUUUCAUGAUCAUCAUCAACAGUUUGUAUUAAGAUGCAAAUGAAAAUGUGAAUACAUACCUUGUUAUACUGUUGGUAAAAUUCUGUCUGGAUGCAUUCAAAAUGGUGGACAUAAUUAAUGAGAAGAAUUUGGAGAAAGUCUGUAUUUUAAUAUCUGUAUUUAAUACUGUUAUGCAGGCUGUGCCUCAGGGUAGCAGUGACCUGCUUUUUGAAUGACACUUACCCCAAGGGGGUAUUGUUCUCCCAAAUAUAAUCUUGGAGUUUAUUUGCACUCGUUAAAUUUGCUUUAAAAAUGUGUCUGUGCGCAUAGUCUGCAGCAUUUCCUUUAAUUGACUCAAUAAGUGAGCCUUGGAUUUAGCAGGACCCUUCCUUUUUUUUUUUUUUUUUUUUUUUUUUGUUAACAUUCUCGCUUUGUCGCCCCACUGGAGUGCAAUGGUGCGAUCUUGGCUCGUUACAACCUCUGCCUCCUGGGUUCAAGCGUUCUCUUGCCUCAGCCUCCCAAGUAGCUGGGACUACAGGAGCGAGCCACCACGCCCAGCUAAUUUUUGUAUUUUUAAUAGAGUCGGGGUUUCACCAUGUUGGCCAGGAUGCUCUUGAUCUCUUGACCUUGUGAUCCGCCCACCUUGGCCUCCCAAAGUGCUGGGAUUACAGGUGUGAGCCACCACACCUGGCCAGACCCCUUCUUUUUUAAUGGAGACAGGGUGUUUCUCUAUCACCCAGGCUGGAGUGCAGCGGCAUGAUCAUACCUCAUUGCAGCCUCAAACUCCUGG